UUAAUACAACAGCUAGUAGAGCAGUUCGUUUUCAUGGAGCAAACAGCAAACAGCCCUCUCCACACAAAAGUUGUGUUUUGCUGCUCAUGAUAAACCUUCAGAACCAUGGAUGCAACAACUUCAUCCAUCCAUGAAUCACAUGACCAUAAUAGCACAUGUGAUUUAGAUGUAAAAUCAUACCACUCUUUCCUAGUAGUGGUCUACAGUCUGCUGUUUCUGGUGGGCUUGAGCCUCAACAGCCUCACCUUGUGGUUUCACUGCUGUGGAGCUCAUGGACACGCAUCCAAGAGCUGGAUGAUCUACCUGAAACAUCUGACAGCGGCUGACUUUCUGCUCUGCAUCAGCCUCCCCAUGCGCAUUAUUCACUACGCCAGCAGCUCAUUCAUCAUCCACCUGCUCUACUGCAGCGUUGGAGCCCCACUCCUGUUCCUCAAUAUAGCUGCUAGCAUCCUGUUCAUGGGCUAUAUAGCAGCUAACAGGUACAUGAAGAUAUCUUAUUCCACGGGAACUCACUUUCUGAUGACUGCCAAAGCCAGCCACAUCAUCUCAAUAACCACCUGGGUUGUUCUCCUGAUCAUGACAGCACCUUACGCCAUCCUGAUGCUGAUCAACAAUACACCUCAUCCUUCUGAAUGCAGCAUGUGUGAUCAACUGAUCAGUGAACAUUUAAAACCACUGUACAAAGUGAUUCAUGCUUUUGCUGCCAUCGUCUUCCUGUUGGUACUCUUUUCUCUGGUUUUCUUCUACUACAGCGCCUCCCGCAGGGUGCUGCAGGUACAGCAGACUCAACUGGCCUGCUCCAACUCCAAGAAGCUUGUAAAGUCUCGUAGGAACAUGUUGGUAUUGGUCAGUGUGUUCUGCUUUUGCUUUGUUCCUUAUCACUUUGUUCGAAUUCCUUACAUCAUUCUUUGGGAAAAAUGUUCUGUGGUGCUGUACUACGUCAAGGAAAUCUUCAUUUUACUAUCAGUUUCUAACAUCUGUCUGGAUCCGCUUAUUUACGUCUUUCUUUGUAAGGAGUUCAGGGCUCAGUUUAACCUGAAACAAAUAUUCUGUCCAAAACGGAAGAGAAACACCUGCAGUUUGGAGGCAAGUGUCAGUGGGGAUCAGCUGAAUACCAUCAACACCAUGUCAGAGCUUCAGGGUCAAAGAGGGCAAUAAAACUGGCACUGGUCAGGCAUCAGAGUUCCUUGUUAUUUCUUUUGAAAAUAGCAUAUGCAAUAUGUAUGCAUGUGUGUGUGUAGGUAUUCAGGGUGUAAAUAAGUGACAUAAAGCAUAACUGGAUCAUUUUUGAAUAAGGAGGUUAUUAGCUGAAUCUGUCUGCUUCCCUUUACCUCCAACUUUCAGCUGCUACACAUGGAUUUCCUGCUGUGGGCAAUAAAUGAUUAACUUGUUC
This is a messenger RNA of Poecilia latipinna (sailfin molly), 1393 nucleotides long. Its product is annotated as P2Y purinoceptor 14-like. Gene Ontology annotation, biological process: G protein-coupled receptor signaling pathway. The transcript has 4 exons. The coding region runs from base 106 to 1158 and encodes 350 amino acids. Gene Ontology annotation, cellular component: membrane. Gene Ontology annotation, molecular function: G protein-coupled purinergic nucleotide receptor activity. The record is from RefSeq and is a predicted model, not a curated record. Lineage: Eukaryota; Metazoa; Chordata; Actinopteri; Cyprinodontiformes; Poeciliidae.